AUGUUUGCGCGUCAAUCUCUUCGCUUUGCUCAACCCUUGAAGCAGGGCUUCCGCAAAUACUCCACGGAGGCACCCUCCAAGGGCAAGUCUUCUCUCGCUCCCAUCUACGUCGCGGUCGGUCUCACUGGUCUCGGUGUGGGAUUGUACCGGUACAACUCUGCCAGCGCUGAGGCUCCCCUUGCCGAGCGCUCGAAGGUUUUUACCGGUGGUGAGCAGGGUUGGGUUGAUCUCAAGUUGGCUGAGAUCGAGAGACUGAGCCCCAACACCAAGAGACUGCGUUUUGAGUUUCCUGACAAGGAGGCUGUCUCUGGUCUUCAUGUCGCAUCUGCCCUGUUGACCAAGUUCAAGCCGCACGACGCCGAGAAGCCUGUGAUCCGUCCCUACACACCCGUGAGUGAUGAAGAGCAACCCGGCUACCUCGACCUCGUCGUCAAGGUCUACCCCAAUGGCCCCAUGUCCGAGCACCUGCACAGCAUGAACGUCGACCAACGCCUGCAGUUCAAGGGACCCAUUCCCAAGUAUCCCUGGGAGGCCAACAAGCACAAGCACAUCUGCCUGAUUGCCGGUGGCACUGGUAUCACCCCCAUGUACCAGCUGGCUCGCAAGAUCUUCAAGGAUCCCGAGGACCAGACCAAGGUCACCCUUGUCUUCGGCAACGUCCGUGAGGAGGACAUCCUCCUGAAGAAAGAGUUCGAAGAGCUGGAGAAUACCUACCCCCGCCGCUUCCGGGCUUUCUACGUGCUGGACAACCCUCCCCAGGAGUGGACCGGCGGCAAGGGCUACAUCACCAAGGAGCUCCUGAAGACUGUCCUCCCCGAACCCAAGGAGGAGAACAUCAAGAUCUUUGUGUGUGGACCUCCCGGCAUGUACAAGGCCAUCAGCGGACCCAAGGUCAGCCCCAAGGACCAGGGUGAGCUUACCGGUAUCCUUGCGGAGCUGGGAUACAACAAGGACCAGGUGUUCAAGUUCUAA
Molecule: messenger RNA, 972 nt
Organism: Aspergillus udagawae
Lineage: Eukaryota; Fungi; Ascomycota; Eurotiomycetes; Eurotiales; Aspergillaceae
Product: cytochrome b5 reductase family protein
Exons: 4
Coding region: 1-972 (323 amino acids)
Biological process (GO): ergosterol biosynthetic process
Molecular function (GO): cytochrome-b5 reductase activity, acting on NAD(P)H
Source: RefSeq, a predicted model, not a curated record